Molecule: messenger RNA, 2400 nt
Organism: Carcharodon carcharias (great white shark)
Lineage: Eukaryota; Metazoa; Chordata; Chondrichthyes; Lamniformes; Lamnidae
Product: volume-regulated anion channel subunit LRRC8D-like
Exons: 1
Coding region: 1-2400 (799 amino acids)
Molecular function (GO): protein binding
Source: RefSeq, a predicted model, not a curated record
AUGUUUUCGAUCAGCAAUAUUUCAAUUUUGGAAGACAAUAAGCAACCUGCCUUCAAGGUCUUCAAACCUUGGUGGGACACUUUCAUGGAUUACCUGACUAUUAUUAUGUUGUUGUUGGCUAUCUUUGGUUGCAGCAUUCAGCUUUACAUGGAUGAGACUUUCUGUUUGCCACAUCCCAAAAAUAAUGAGAUUAGUGCACCCAUGCUAGAUACUCAAGGAAUGUCUGAUAUCAGUGCCAAUCCAGAAGUACUUAUGAAUCCAGAUGCAUUUCCUUCUGUCCGCCAAGGGAGGGUUACAAAGCUAUACGUUUGGCAGUACUGGUAUAUCAAUCAAAUGUGUUAUAGUCAAAUUCCCUGGUUUACUAGGUUCUUCUCUUAUCUAAUUUUAUUCCACACAGUUGUCCUGAUUACCUGCAGUAACUUCUGUUUCACAUAUCCUAAAACAAGCUCCAAAUUGCAACAAUUUCUUGACAUCCUUCAAAAGUGUUUUCAGUCACCAUGGACAUCCAAAGCACUAUCUACAGCAAUCUGUGUAGAUGCCAGUGAACAGGAAGAAGCCUUGGCAUCACCAAAGACCACUGAAAAUGACAAUGAUACCAUCAGUACUAAAGGAGAUACAUCAACUAUUAAACUUCCCACACGUAUUCACUCAAACAUGACCAUACCUGGCUCAACCAUGGACAAGAAGGAUGCAGAGCAAGCCAAAGCUUUGUUUGAGAAAGUAAGGAAAUUCAGAUUCCAUGUUGAAGAGAAAGAUACAAUCUAUAAAUUAUAUGCUGGCCAAACAUUGUUCAAAACAAUACAUUGCUUAAUUAUUAUUGGUUACUUUCCAGCUUAUAUUUAUGUUAUCAACUUUAAUAAUUUAUGUGAACCUAAUGCACUAAAAUUGGUUUUUUACAAGACUUUUGAUUGUACUUAUAGCACUGCUCGUUUCAUCGGGAAAUUGGCCCUACUGUAUCUAGGUUUGGUGAUAAUCUAUUGGAUACUUGGCAUCCACACAAUAUGUUGGGUUUUCAGAAAACCUCUGAAAAUAUACUCCUUUGAGAAACGAGGCGAAAGCCAGUUUGGUGAUAUCCCUGAUGGAAGAAAUGAUUUUGCCUUCUUGUUGCAUUUGAUUGAUCAGUAUGACACUCUGUAUUGCAAACGUCUUACAGUCUUCCUCUCAGAAGUGAGUGAACAAAAAUUAAAAUUAUUAAGUUUAAAUAAUGAUUGGACUUUGGAGAAGGUGAAGCAACAUGUAAAAAAAACUAAGAAGGAUCAGCUUGAGUUAUACCUCUUCAUGCUAUCAGGAAUUCCUGAAUCUGUCUAUGAAGUUCCUGACCUACAGGUCUUAAGGCUGGAGCUUUGUAGCAAUGUUAAAAUAUCCAACAAAAUAACCCAACUUGAACACUUGGAAGAAAUCUGGCUCUCACACUGUGUGACCGAAGUUACGCCAUCAGCUUUGAUGUGGCUGAGAAAUCAACUGAAGAAAGUGGGAGUUAAAUAUGUGAGCCGUGAUGAAAUCCCCGAUUGGAUCUACAAACUGAUCCAGCUGAAAGAGCUAUACCUAACUGGAAAGCUGGCCAUUGAGAAAAAAGCUCUGGAACUGGAAACCAUGAAGGGUCUUCGCUCUCUGAAAGUCCUUUAUCUAAAAACAAGUCUUUCUAAAAUACCCUCCACUAUCAUCGAUGUUGCGUUCCACUUAAUCAAACUUUGCAUUCAUAAUGAUAAGACCAAGCUCUCGAGCCUGAGUAUCUUAAAGAAAAUGGUAAAUCUGACUCAAAUUGAACUUCACAACUGUGAACUGGAUAAAAUCCCAAGUGCCACUUAUGCUUUAUCCAAACUUCAUGUCUUGGACCUUAAAGGUAACAAUCUUACCAAAAUUGAAGAAAUUUCCAACUUACAAUAUCUGCAAAACUUAACCUGUUUGAAGUUCUGGUUCAACAUGAUCAAGACCAUCCCUUCAACAAUUAAUUCAAUCAAGAAGCUUGAGUAUCUUUACUUAUCAAACAACCAGAUUGAGGUUUUACCAAAAGCCCUUUUCACUAUUGAUAAACUGCAUUACUUGGACAUACACAGCAAUAACAUUUCUGUAAUUCCAAUAGAUGUUGGGAACCUCAAAAACCUGUAUUAUUUGGAUUUGGGUUACAAUAAAAUAGAAACUCUACCAGAUCAGCUUUUCAAAUGUAUCAAGCUCAUGACUCUGAAGCUAAGCAAUAACUUAAUCUCAUCCGUCAGUGGGAAGAUUGCAAAGCUCAGCCAACUAUCUCAGCUGGAACUUCAAGGAAACCUCUUGGAAAAACUCCCUGUGGAAAUAGGGCAAUGCCCAAUACUGAGGAUUAGUGGACUUCUGAUAGAACAGUAUGUUAUUGAGUCACUUCCUUUAGAAAUACGGGAAAAGAUGGGUGGUGGUCAGAUCUAA